AUGAUGAGUGAAAACAACAUGGAAGAGACGAAGAUACAGGUAGAGAACAGAAUACCUGACCAACAUCUAUCUUUGGAUGAGGAUCCUCCCAGCAGCUGCAGAAAGGUCCGAAUGAGAUUCAGACCCAAACUCCAGUCAACCAAAAGUUUCCCUCCUUACAGCCAGUGUAUAGGUGGCCUUGGAGAGGAUGAGGACAGUGGGUCUGAUUCUGAGUCAAAACUUGCUCACCAGCCUUCAGACUCCACAAUAAAUAUGGAUGGUAGUCAGGCAGUUGAAAGCAUUGAGAGAAAAGAGGAAUUUGAGUCACACAGAAAAUGUGCAAUGGAAGAAGUGAAGGCAAAAUGGAGGACAAGGCGGCGGGAGAGGUUAGGGGGCAGUUUUGAUACCGAAAGGUUGGAAAGUGCGAAGUGGAGCAUCAAAAAAAGAGUGGACGAGCCUGAAGAGGAGAAAAAUUUUGACAAUGAUAAAAUGGAAGGAGAAGAGUGGAAACGUUGUGUAGGUGGAAAGAGAGACAAAGAGGAUGAGGUGAGAAAGAGGCCUUCUCUUUUAGCAGUACAGAGAGAAGAUGAGGAGGGGAGCAGGGAGACCCCUGAAGCUGAGGAGAUGCCUGGGAUUACAGAGGGCUCUUCUCCACAACAGUGGACCUCCCCUCAUCCAAUUCUCUCCAAGCUUUUGCACUCCUCCUCCUCCUCCUCAUGCUCCUCCAUCAGCCUCUCCACUGAGGAAAGUGAUGACGUCUUCAGCGAAGGAGAGGAUGCAAUCUCAAAGAGGAAGACAUUGAGGAAGGUGAGAUGAAACCAAUUUUGAUGUUCAUCCAAACUAUGCAUUUACAGCACCCCUGUUUAUGUGACUACUCUGGUGUAACAGGGAGGCUCCAAACUAGAUUUCUGAACUGAUCUGUGUGCCUGCGGUUUGGGUGAUUUGCAUUAGAUUGAAAGAGGACUUUGACAAGGUUGGAUUUGAAUAGAGUUUGCAUUCUUGGUGCUGCUGCCAACAUAGAUAUGAGAGCAGAGACGAGCAGACAGUGAAGGGAGGAUUAGGCAGUUAUUCCAAUAGAGAACAGUCCAUCUUUAUGAUCAACAUUAGGGAUGCAAAAAUUUGCGAGUCUAACGUUUCUUAAGCUCAAACUUGUGCUUUAGUGACAAUAACUCUACUGAGCUAAGUCUGUGUUAGCCUCUCAUAAUUUGUCUUAGGUGGUGGCUGUUUCAGGUACAGCUGCACACGAAAUGCACUGACGCUCAGCAGGCUUGAGAUGUUAGUUUCAGUAUAAACCCCCUUAAAUAAGUUUGAGGCUUUUUCAGGGGGGACAUUCUGACUUGUCACACUAGGAGAAACGCACACCAUUUACUAAAAAUGUCUCCUAAUUUUGUGUUUAAUUCUGCUUUGAAGAAGUCUCAUUUGUGACUGGGCUAUGGUUUCAUAAACAAAGCAAACAUAAGGCGUCCUAGAAGUCAGAACCUUGAGUUUCCCGGUCUCCUACAUAAGGAGGGAUGUUGAACUUGCAUCUUUAAUCCAUGUGAAGUGUAAAAGGUUACCAAAAUCCAAGCAGAGUAGUCCCUAUUCAACCCUACAUGCAGGCUGGUGCCUUUCCUCUCACAAGCAUGUAGAUAUUCAGGUUUAGUGAGACCUAAUUCUUGAGUACUGUUUUUUGAUCUCUGUUUUUGUAAAGACUUGUCAUGUAAGUCGUGUAUGAUUGCUCCUCUUUUGUUCCUCAGUGCCGCUCCUGGAAAACAUACCUAACUAUGAUGCACUGGUCCCUGCGGCGGCAGAGCUCCUGGGUUCAGCUGGCUGGACAUCAAGGCAUGUGUGUGCCAUCUUUCAAAAUAAGACAAAUACAGGCACUCAAGAGAUUACUGUCAUCACAGAAACAUCUCAACACUUCAAAUCUUUCUCUUUAAUCAUUUGCUAACUGGACACAGAUCAUGGUCCCAUAUGUGAACACCUUUGCUGGCUUAUGUUAUAGAGCUUGAUCUUAUAAAGUUCGUUAUAGUAUUUCAGUCCUAGAGUUCAGACUUUUAAUAAACUGGGCAAGACUUUGAUUUGAAGGUAAAUUCAGUCUGGAAAGGUUUGGUUUUAUAAAACACAAAAACGAUUAAUGACCUUGCUGUUGUCAGCAGGUAACUUUCAGCUGGGCGACAGUGGAGAGAUCUUGAAGCUGUACAGUGGGGUAGAGGAGAGAUGUCUUGAAAACCUGAUGAAGGACUCACUGAGAGCCUUCGUCCCCCGGUAUCACGGCGUGGUCACCAGAGGGGAGGACUGUUAUAUUCGCUUAGAUGACCUGCUAAGCGGCCUGAAGAGACCUGUCAUUAUGGACUGCAAGAUGGGAGUCAGGUGGGUGAGAGAGAAGUGUUAAUACCAAGGGUGAGCUAUAUUUGGACUGAAAUACUCUGAUAAACUAAUUAUUGAUCUUUUCACUUUUAUUCCUCAGACCAUAUUCUAUUUUUGUAAGAAUCAAAGGACAUCUCUCAAUAUUUUUAUGAUAUUGCUUUUGUGUAUUUACAAAAAUUCAAAUCUUUUUUCUCCUAAAUGCAACACUUUUAUUUAUAGCUCUUCUCUGGGUCACAUGGAUUUCAAUAGCUCUUGAUUUUAAAGUCCUGAUUGAAAUAAGGAAUAUGUAAAGUAUUGUAUUAGUAAUUUAUUGAACAGCCAAAUCUCAAUAAGGCUUCCCUUUUCUCUAAUUAUUACUUUAAGAUAUGUUCAUUUUUGAUACUUGCUGGUUAAUUCUAAUGUAGCUUUAACUAUUUAAAGUGUUUGAGUGACUUGUAACUGUAAGUUUCUUUGUACAUCGUAAGAGUUUCUAUCUUAGAACUUUUCAGGAAGAAGAACUUCUCAAAGCUCGAACCAGGGCCUCCCUACGGACUGACAUGUAUCAGAAGAUGGUGAAAAUGGACCCUUCGGCUCCAUCUGCAGAGGAACACGCACAGAAAGCAGUGACAAAGCUGCGGUACCUUCAGUGGAGAGACAUGACCAGCUCCACAUCCACACUGGGUUUCAGGAUAGAAGGCAUUAUGGUGAGAGAAAAGGCGAGGGAAUUUUUCUAACUUUUUGUCCUGGUUGACAAAAAAAAAAAAAAAAUACAUAAGCUGUAUUCAAAGGCUCUUGCCUCUCUCUCUUUGUGAGGCAGAUGGAGGACGGCAAUGUCCAGCGAGACUUCAGGAAGACUCUGACUAUCACUCAGGCCACAGAGGUGUUGCUCUACUUCUCCAGGUGUCACCUGGACAUUCUGGUCAGUUGUCUGCCAAAGGAAAACUAUCUGCCAUAUGAAAACAUGUCACUAAUCAUUAACUGACAAGCACAAGUGUACAUUAAGAUCAGGGAGUCAGUGACUAUGAUGAUUAAAAAUGUCGCUCAAACAGGAUUACAAAAAACAGGAUAAUUCAUUUGUGAGUGACUUCAGUCAAACACAACAGACACACUGACAACUAUAUUUGUCCAUGUGCACACAAAGCUUUAAAAACAGAGGCAUCACCCUUACUAAGUAAAUAUUUAACACAGAAUGGAAUCUAGAAGAUGACACAUGACAAUAAUUGAGUAUGUAAAACCAAACAUUUGAAAAUAAACCCAACUCAAAAAGAAAACUCAAUUAAUUUUUUUCCUGCACAUAUAAUUUUUACCACAGAAACUUUUUUCCUGAAUAUUUUGAGAUAUCAUUCUCACCCUUUUUGUUCGCUUUAAAACCAGAACUUUAGUGCUCUUUCUUUUCAGAAAGCAUACCACUCCAGACUCCUUGCCCUGAGUGAAGCGCUGAAGACUUCACUGUUUUUCAGGACCCAUGAGGUUAGUUCACACAAGAACACAAUAACUUUCUGCUUUACUGUGACUUAAAUGUGAAACUUGGUAGCUACAAGAAAAUGUAACCCGAAAAUCAUUCAUUGAACUAUAAGGAGCUCUGAAAUGUUCUUGCUUAUCCAGUUUAAAUUCAAGUCAAAUUAUCUAUAAUAAAUGCACAUAUUUUUGACUUAAUCAGGUGAUUGGCAGCUCGCUUCUCUUUGUCCAUGACCUCAGUAGCAAGGCCAGCGUGUGGAUGAUUGAUUUUGGGAAGACAACCCCCGUACCUGACUCCAUUGAGCUCUUGCAUGAUGUCCAGUGGGUCGAAGGGAACAGAGAAGAUGGCUACCUCAUUGGCCUGACCUCCCUCAUUGCUUCUCUGGGCCAGGCCAUCACUGUGGCCUCUUGGCAGCAGCAGGACAGCUGUGAAGGAGAAAAAAAUGUUACCUGA
Molecule: messenger RNA, 4219 nt
Organism: Xyrichtys novacula (pearly razorfish)
Lineage: Eukaryota; Metazoa; Chordata; Actinopteri; Labriformes; Labridae
Source: the annotation of a GenBank genome assembly